UAGUAUAAGUUCUCCUCUUUAGCCAUGUGGUGGGCUCUAAAAUUGUCUAUUGUUUUGGUGGCUCUAAGUUUUCACAAAUGUUUUUGCUCGGCAAAACUAGAACACUAUUUUGAACUUGACUUUCAACUUAUGACACAACUGAAAAGCUAUUCUGUACAUCUCCAGAGCCAUAUUGGUUUGUUAAAUCGUUACAUAAAUGAUAGAAGAGCCAGGCUGGCAGAUGUGGGAAACGAUCGAGAAGAGUAUCUGGGCAACCCAGUUAAUAGUUACUCCUUACUUCACCGACUGCACUUCGAUUGGCCAAGUUGGCGAAAGCUAAUGGAGAAGCCCUUGGCUACAGAGCAAAUCACUGAGAUGCGGGAACUACUUACCCAGAUUCCAACGAAGCAGGAAUUCAUGAACUCGACAAGAGAAGCUUUAGAUUUCCAUAAUAAGCAAAACCAUUAUGUUGAGGAAAACAAGUUUCAGUUACGUCCGACGGAAUCUCUGGAUAUCGCUUUGUAUGCAUACGACCACGAGAACUUCGAAGAGGCAGAAGUCUGGCUAAAUAAAACUCUAGAGGGACACAAACAUGUGCUUCCCCGGCAAAAGGAACUGUAUGAGGUGAUCAGCCCCGUCAGUAAAAGUCAGAUCGAGGAUCUCUAUGAGAAAGUGCAGAAAAUGAAAAGAGUAGAUUAAACUCCAUAAGCAUUUUGUAAAAGCAGUAGUGGAGACCAGAGUUAAUAUUCGAAUAAAACGCUCCCUCAUGUUUAUUUAAA
Messenger RNA from Drosophila ficusphila, 758 nucleotides. Its product is annotated as prolyl 4-hydroxylase subunit alpha-2-like. Gene Ontology annotation, cellular component: endoplasmic reticulum. Gene Ontology annotation, molecular function: procollagen-proline 4-dioxygenase activity. The record is from RefSeq and is a predicted model, not a curated record. Lineage: Eukaryota; Metazoa; Arthropoda; Insecta; Diptera; Drosophilidae. The transcript is spliced from 4 exons. Bases 25 to 678 code for a protein of 217 amino acids.